GCUUUUAUCUUCUUCACUUCUCUUCCCUUUCAUUAAUUUCUAAUACAUGUUGCUGAGCUUAUAAAUGCUGUGUUGGUUUUGUUCCUUUUCUCGCAGAAGCUCCUCCUGUGUUUUUUGGUUGGAGAGGGAUGGAAGGUUUUGGAGUUGGUUUUUUUGUUAGAGCUUUGGAAAAGCUUGCUUUUGGUGGAUUCACCUGCUUUUUUGCAUUGGUGGGCGCUUGUAUAGGAACGAUUACAGGUGCGCUUACAGGCCAUAAAACGGAAACCGGAUUUGUAAGUGGCGCUGGGAUUGGCGCUAUCUCUGGCGCUGUCGUGUCUGUGGACAUUUUUGAAUCGUUGAUAGCAGGGGACACCUUAUCAAAGAUUGCCAUCUUUGGUAGCCUACUAAAUGGGAAGAUAUUCAGGGAAUGGGUGAGUCCCGCAAUGCUCAAGGCAUAUCAAUGGCAGACUAGUACGCUCGAGUCCAAUGAUAGAGAAACAUCUGAUAUUUUCGAUGUGAGUGUCACCAGAGGUGUAUCGCUGGAAUUCAUCAAGAAGCUACCCGAAUUCAGCAUUACUUGCAGCAUAAGCAUGGAGUUAUGUGGAGAGAUCUGUUGUGCAGUUUGUCUACAGGAUUUCAUAAAGGGGGAGAAUGCGAGGACAUUGCUCAUUUGCAGACACUUAUUCCAUGUGCAAUGCAUAGAUAGGUGGCUACUCAGACAUGGAUCUUGCCCUAUUUGUAGACGAGAUGUUUAAUGCCCAAUGUGGCUCUCUCUCUCUCUCUCUCUCUCUCUCUCUCUCUCUCUCUUGUUUCUACUACCUCUAUUCCUGAAAAGGAAAAAUAAAAAAUAAAAAAAUCAUGGUUAUCUAAUCAAAGGCAUAGACAAGCUGCAAUUGGGAAAUAUCCUAAUUGAUAACAUGUAGUAUUUAUA
Magnolia sinica is the source of this 910-nucleotide messenger RNA. RefSeq names its product NEP1-interacting protein 1-like. The record is from RefSeq and is a predicted model, not a curated record. Bases 129 to 734 code for a protein of 201 amino acids. Lineage: Eukaryota; Viridiplantae; Streptophyta; Magnoliopsida; Magnoliales; Magnoliaceae. The transcript has 5 exons.